AUGGGUUUCUUCGAUAAGAGUGAGCCUCCUGAGGAUGAGAUCCAACGGGCGCCUCCGGAUCAGGACGUUGAGAAGGCAGUUCCUGCGCAAGUCGAGAGUGCGCCAGUUAAUCCACCUACCAAAAUCAUACCGAGAGCGAUUGACCCGGAAUUGGAACGUCGUGUGGUGAGAAAGCUGGACCUGCGCGUUCCAACGCUAAUGGGAUUUUUCUAUCUCCUUGCUUUCCUCGAUCGAAGUAAUAUCGGAAAUGCGAAAAUUGCUGGAAUGAGCGAGGACCUCUCACUCACGGGUAAUCGAUAUGCAUGGCUUUUGACAAUCUUCUACAUCUCCUAUACACUUUUCGAAUUCCAGGCUUUGAUGUGGAAGAUUGUGAAACCUCAUCAAUGGGCAACCUUCAUCAUCUUUUCAUGGGGUUUGAUCGCAUCAUGUCAAGCGGCAACAACAAAUUGGCAAGGAAUGAUGGCACUUCGGUUCUUGAUGGGUGCUUUCGAGGCUGGAUUCGGGCCUGGAGUCCCUUAUCUUCUUUCGUUCUUCUAUCGUCGCCAUGAACUUGGUCUACGCUGUGGCUUGUUCUUGUCUGCGGCACCGCUGGCCAAUACCUUUGCCGGAGCACUGGCUUACGGGAUUACAUCCGGUCACGCAUCUAUGGCAAAUUGGCGAAUUCUCUUUCUUGUUGAGGGCCUCCCAGUGUGCGCAGCGGCGAUCCUGGCAUGGUUCUUUAUACCGGACUCGCCGUCAUCGGCUAAAUUCCUUACCAAGGAAGAGAAAGAAGUUGCUCGUGCUCGUGGGCUGCAACAAGCCGGUGACGCAGACCGUGAAGGCAAAAUCCAAUGGAGGGAGCUUGCUAUGACAUUAUUGGAUGUGAAAGCCUGGCUUACUGCUCUCAUGUACUUCAGCUGCAACGUCAGCUUCUCAUCUCUCCCUGUCUUUCUGCCGACCAUUCUGGAACAAAUGGGCUAUUCGAAAAUCAAUGCCCAAGGCUUGACCGCACCACCAUUUUCCGCCUCCUUCAUCGUGACGAUCAUCACGCCUUGGGUGGCGGAUCGGGUUCAGCAGCGUGGACUAAUGAUCGCAGCGCUAUCCCUGAUCGGCGGGGUGGGGUAUAUUCUUUGUGCCGCUUGCACAACAGUGGGUGUACGCUAUUUUGGCGUGUUUCUGGCUGCUUGUGGAGUCUUCCCGGCGAUCGCAAAUAUCCUGCCGUGGGUUCUAAACAACCAGGGAUCAGAUACACGUCGUGGUGGUGGUAUCAUCCUGCUGAACCUUAUAGGCCAGUGUGGUCCAUUCUUAGGUACCAAUGUAUUCCCCGAUAGCGAGGAACCACGGUACAUUAAAGGCAUGUCUAUUUGUGCUGCCUUUAUGAUAUUCACGACUUUCCUCGCUUUGGUUCUGCGUUUCUUGUUGGUGUGGGAGAAUAAGCGCUUGGACGAGAAGUACGGCCCCAGGAUUGAGGUAGACGAGUCCAAGGGGGAGGUCCCUGUCGCGGAGGACAACUAUGGCGCUAGCUUUCGUUAUAUGCUAUAA
Messenger RNA from Penicillium malachiteum, 1521 nucleotides. RefSeq names its product putative MFS transporter. The record is from RefSeq and is a predicted model, not a curated record. The transcript has 6 exons. Gene Ontology annotation, molecular function: transmembrane transporter activity. Gene Ontology annotation, biological process: transmembrane transport. NCBI's taxonomy places the organism in Eukaryota, Fungi, Ascomycota, Eurotiomycetes, Eurotiales, Aspergillaceae. Gene Ontology annotation, cellular component: membrane. Bases 1 to 1521 code for a protein of 506 amino acids.